AACAAAAACAAAAGAAGAUUAAAAGAGCAGCUAUGAGUAGGAUGAGAUCCUCAAGAAUGAUGGGGCUUGGUCAUUGUUUGGUUUAUGUUCUGGUCUUCAGUGCUAUCGCGGCUAAAGUGACAGCAUACGACUCAUCCCCUUCAACACCACAAUACAACUCCCCUUAUCCACCCAAAAGGUAUUCUCCUUAUCCUUCGGAAUCACCACCACCUCCACCACCACAAUAUAGAAGGCAAGACCCUAAGUACACACCAAUUCCACAGUCAAAUGUCUACAGUUCCCCAACACCUCUACCAUACUACUCUCCUUCUCCUAAGAUAGACUACAAGUCUCCACCACCACCAUAUGUCUACAACUCUCCACCACCUCCCAUGUACUAUUCCCUAUCUCCUAAAGUAGACUACAAGUCUCCACCGCCACCAUCCGUAUACAGCUCGCCACCACCUCCACCGUACUACUCACCUUUUCCUAAGGUAGACUACAAGUCUCCACCACCACCAUACGUCUACAACUCUCCACCAUACUACUCUCCUUCUCCUAAGGUUGACUACAAGUCUCCACCACCACCAUCCGUAUACAGCUCGCCACCACCUCCACCGUACUACUCCCCUUCUCCUAAGGUAGACUACAAAUCUCCACCACCACCAUACGUAUACAGCUCGCCACCACCUCCACCGUACUACUCCCCUUCUCCAAAGUCUCCACCUCCACCAUACGUUUACAACUCCCCAACACCUCCACCAUACUACUCUCCUUCACCAAAGGUAGACUAUAAGUCUCCACCACAACCAUACGUAUACAAUUCACCACCACCACUAUACGUUUACAACUCCCCACCACCUCCACCAUACAACUCUCCUUCACCAAAGGUAGACUAUAAGUCUCCACCACCACCAUAUAUAUACAACUCACCUCCACCUCUAUAUGUAUACAACUCUCCACCGCCUCCACCAUGCUACUCUCCAUCUCCAAAGGUAGAUUACAAGUCCCCACCACCUCCACCAUACUACUCUCCAUCUCCAAAGGUAGACUACAAAUCUCUACCACCAUCAUACGUAUACAGCUCACCACCUUCUCCACUGUACUAAGCCCCUUCUCCUAAGGUAGAAUACAAAUCUCCACCGCCACUAUACGUUUAUAGCUCUCCACCAUCUCCACCAUACUAUUCUCCUUCGCCAAAGACAUUAUACAAGUCUCCACCACCAGCAUACAUCUACUAGACACCUUCUUAUUGA
Arabidopsis lyrata subsp. lyrata is the source of this 1235-nucleotide messenger RNA. RefSeq names its product extensin-2. The record is from RefSeq and is a predicted model, not a curated record. Lineage: Eukaryota; Viridiplantae; Streptophyta; Magnoliopsida; Brassicales; Brassicaceae. Gene Ontology annotation, molecular function: structural constituent of cell wall. Gene Ontology annotation, biological process: plant-type cell wall organization.